ACACCAUCUUUCCUCUUUGAAGAGCUCAAGAAACCUUCAUCAUGAAACCUGGUAGGAGACAGCUUCUAGGUUUGGUCUUGGCCAUUUUCGGAGUCCUGGGGACCAUCAUCAGCUGUGCUCUCCCCACAUGGAGAUCCCCUAAGUGGAGUAAAUCAGAGGGUUUGUGGAAGUCCUGUGACUCUGAUUAUCAUUACUAUCCACGACCAACAACACUGUGCAAAUCUUAUGAUUCUUUGCUGGACUUACCUCAAGACCUGCAGGCUGCCAGAGUGCUCAUCGUCAUCGCCAUCAUUGUCGGGAUCUUUGGGGUGAUGGUUGGUGUUGUCGGGGGCAACUGCACCACCUUGGUUUCAAAUAAAAGGAAAAAUAGCAAAGUGGCUAUAGCUUCUGGAAUUACCUUCAUCAUAUCAGGUGUCCUGGUGAUCAUUCCAAUCUGCUGGAGCACCAUCACAACUCUCACCAUGUCGAGAACCUAUUACUACGGACCUCCAUUGAUGGGAGCCUCACUCUACAUCGGCUGGGCCUCUGCAGGGCUGCUGUUACUGGGAGGAAACCUCCUCUGCUGCUCCUGUCCAUGCAGUAAUGAGAAUGACAUUAAAGUUGAGUACUCCAAACCCAGCUCUGUGUAAAAAUAUAUAAAUACUGCAAUAAACUAAAUAAGGCCUACAUUUAAAUGUAUACAGUCACUCGGGAUCAAGAGAAAUGUUUUAGAAAAGCUUUACUAUCUGUAUUUUCCUUUAAUGAGUAAAAGAAUAAAGCAUGAAAUGCGACCAAAACAGGCAAAAAUGUUCGCAGUGUGUGUAAAACAAAUAUUUCUUUUAGUGUCUUUUUAUAAUAUAUUAAAGUUAUAGAAACAGGUUUUUCUAGGUUGUAGGUUGUAAUCUUCUUCAUUUGAAAUUUCCAAAAAAUCU
This is a messenger RNA of Oreochromis niloticus (Nile tilapia), 911 nucleotides long. RefSeq names its product claudin-4-like. Gene Ontology annotation, cellular component: membrane; bicellular tight junction. Bases 42 to 629 code for a protein of 195 amino acids. The record is from RefSeq and is a predicted model, not a curated record. The transcript has a single exon. Gene Ontology annotation, molecular function: structural molecule activity. NCBI's taxonomy places the organism in Eukaryota, Metazoa, Chordata, Actinopteri, Cichliformes, Cichlidae.